This is a messenger RNA of Exophiala xenobiotica, 1614 nucleotides long. RefSeq lists its product as uncharacterized. The transcript is spliced from 7 exons. Lineage: Eukaryota; Fungi; Ascomycota; Eurotiomycetes; Chaetothyriales; Herpotrichiellaceae. Gene Ontology annotation, biological process: transmembrane transport. Gene Ontology annotation, cellular component: membrane. Gene Ontology annotation, molecular function: transmembrane transporter activity. The coding region runs from base 1 to 1470 and encodes 489 amino acids. The record is from RefSeq and is a predicted model, not a curated record.
AUGUCUGCAAUCCACGUCGAUCAGGAACCCAAGUUCAACGCCGCACAUAUGGAGUUCGAGGAAAAGCCCGCGGACUACGCGCAGGAGCUGGGUGCUCCCCAGCAGGACUUUGUCAUCGACACCCAGGUCGAGAAACGCAUCAAGCGGAAGAUUGAUGCCAGGCUGCUCCCGAUACUCGGUAUGAUGUAUACCUUCUCUCUCAUUGAUCGGACCAAUGUUGGCGGUGCCCGGAUAUCUGGACUUGAUGAAGCUGUCGACCUCGACGUGGGUAACAGAGCCUCCACCAUCAUUCUGGUCUUCUACGUAGGAUAUGUCAUAUUCGAACUGCCGAGCAACAUUGUCCUCAAGAAGCUGGGAGCCGCAAAUUGGCUGUCGUUCCUGGGAGUCGCAUGGGGACUGAUAUCUCUGGGUAUUGGGUUCAGCAAGAACUGGGGAACGGUGGCAGUACUGAGGGUGCUCCUCGGCAUACUCGAAGCGGGUCUGUUCCCGGGAUGUAUCUAUUUGAUCUCGGCCUGGUAUCGGCGAUACGAGGUUCAGAAGAGAAUUGCAGUGUUCUUCAUGACAGCCUCGUUCCUCUCGUCAUUCUCCAAUAUCUUGGCCUACGGCUUGACACAAAUCGCUUCCAACCCGGAACUUGACGGCUGGAAAUGGAUCUUCAUCGUCGAGGGAGCCAUCACCGUCGGCCUGGCCAUUAUGGCACGAUUCAUCAUUGUCGACUUCCCCGAAUCACCCAGGAACAAGUUCCUCACUCCCGAUGAAGUUCGAGUGGUGACCAACAGACUGCUGGCAGAACGUGGAACUGCCGAAGGUGGCAAAGUGAGCUGGAAAGUGAUCAGGGAGACCGUCUUGGACUGGCAAGUCUGGACCAUUGCGUGUGUCUACAUGAGUGGAUCCUGCGGCACAUACGGCUUCCUGUUCUUCCUGCCGCUGAUCCUCCGUAACGGGUUGGGCUAUUCUCAGUCCCUCUCGUUUUGUCUCACUGCUCCCCCCGCGGCGGUGGCGGUGAUUUACGCGCUCGGAAUAUCCUGGGCAGCCGACAAGUACCGUGUCCGAGGACCGUUCAUCCUGAUGCAUUGCGCGCUGGGGAUCGUGGGUCUUUGCAUGAUCGGAUUCCUGGAUCCUCCGACACCGCGAUACAUCGGCUCGUUCCUGGGAGAGUGUGGUACCAACGGACUCAUCGUGACGGGACUGGCUUGGGGCCAGAACAAUGUCAGAGGCGACGCCAAACGCAGCGUGGCCACGGCGAUCCAGGUCAUGAUGGCUGCUGUGGGAGGCAUUUACUCGGCAUUGGUGUUUCGGCAGCAGGAUGCACCAAACUAUGUGCCUGGCCUCGUGGCUACGGGUGCUUUGAUCUUGCUGGCUGGAGUGUUGACGCUCAUCACCUGUCCUCUGUUGAUUCGAGCGAACCGUAAAGCUGACAGGGGUGAGAAGGUCAUUGAGGGCGCUGCGGACUUCAGAUAUACUUGGUGAUAUAUCAGGGAGACGAAGACCCUGGGAGCAGUCGGCAGUCGGCGGUGCCUCGUACUGUUGAGUGAGUGAGUGAAGACCGUUUCUGGCUGGGAGGGUGGUUGUCUUUGCGGUAUUGGAGUUUGACCUCAUAGAGUACAGUACCUG